Papilio xuthus (Asian swallowtail) is the source of this 5157-nucleotide messenger RNA. RefSeq lists its product as uncharacterized. NCBI's taxonomy places the organism in Eukaryota, Metazoa, Arthropoda, Insecta, Lepidoptera, Papilionidae. The transcript has 14 exons. The record is from RefSeq and is a predicted model, not a curated record. The coding region runs from base 615 to 4271 and encodes 1218 amino acids. Gene Ontology annotation, molecular function: protein binding.
AGUGGCUCGCAUCUGUUUAGCCGUUGGCUUUCAGUGUACAAAUGACCGGAGCCGCGAACGUCCAAAAAAUCGCGCGCAGUCCUCACGAUUGCGAACAUUAAAACCAUGUUAGAUGAAUAAACGUGAAGUGUUAAUUUAUCGCCAAGGAUUUAUUUUUUUCGAUUUAAAGUUGUGAAGUGAUUGUUGAUACGACUAUAACAAAUUCAUUUUACUAUCAUAAAGUCAUUAGACGGUGCAACUGCGCGUAAUACUUGCACACGAAUUAUGCAAUCGUUUUCAACAUCCACCGUCUCUAUGCAGUGUUAUAUUCAAUCAUUAAAAUUAUUUGUUAGUGAUGGUUAUCGCGCGCUUAAAAAUGUAUACAGAACGGAAUGGGAAGAUCACGUGCUACUAAAUUUAUGUGUGUUGAAAAACAAAAUUGACAUUGGUGCUAUUUUCGAGUGAAUGCUGAAGAAUAGUGAUGUUUGGCAUAAUGCCAGUGUUCAUAGCUAACAGCUGAUCGUAAACAAAUAGAUUAUCAUUAAGUAAAAGCUUAUUACGGGUUUUCCAAGUUGCAAUAUCUAAGUUAAUAAAGUAACAAAUGCCGAGAAACAAAAGUGAAAGGAUUUUAAAAAAUGGAAAACGAAGAAGACUCUAGUGACAGCAACACUCCAAUUAUCGAUGACAACGUAAUACGUAUCCAACUACGUAAGCCUUCACACAGAAAAUGGGAACUACGAACGAGAAAUCAUUCACCAGGUAUCAGAUUCCCAACGGUGCAGCUUUUCGACUGCGAAGGAAACCUAUUAGUAGAAACAAACGACGAAAACAUAUCUAUUAAAAGUUCCGAUUACGAUGAACCACAUUUAAGGACUAGUCAAUCCUUACGUGAAACAGAUUACAAGCAUGUUAUUAAUCACAAACUUCCUAGGAAGCACAACACGAUUUCAGGUGACAGAGUAUACACGCGUGUAUACAGAACUCCUGCCUUAGUAAAUGAAAACAAUAAUGUAAGUUAUAUUGUUAAGAAUAAUGAUAGUGUAUGCAACAUUCCAAGUAAACUCACAGUUAAUAAUAGCUAUAAUAACUUACAUCCAAGCAGUAUUGAAACUACACCAUUUCAUUCGGAAGGACCUAGCGAAGCUAGUAGUUACAAAAGUUCAGAUAAUGAAACUUGUGAAGACGAUAAAGAAAUAUCAGUGUACAAGGACAUAGAUGGCUCUAUACACAUCAAUGGAGAAUCGAACAACACUAAUAUUGCUAUUCAGUCAACUGAAGAAAAGAGCCCAAACUUCACACUUCAAACUUCGCAAUCUUUCAAUGACACUGCGCUGAGAGAAAGAACAAUUACUAAUGAAAUAACCCGUUCAAAUUCAGGAAAUAGUUUUUAUACAUUACCACGAAACAAAAUAUCUUUUCUGAAUACUUACUUGAGAAGUUUAGCUGUACGACGAGCAUCGAGUGCCAAUUCUAUUACUAUAUCUCGAAGUACAAAGCCUUUAGUAACUUGUGAACAGGCUUCCUGUAACCAGCAGUUGAAUAACAUAGAAUUAAAAGAGAAAGACGAAAAAACAAAUGUCAUAAAUUCAAGAGAUGACAUAUCUGAAAGUGAAUUCAUUAAUAUGUCGACAGAUGUCGCAGCUGAUUGCGAGUUGAGAAAACGAUUGAAGUUAUAUAGGCGAGGAUUAUCAGAAAUUGAACAACGCGAACGAAAAUUAAGUAGUUCAUCGAACAAUAGACGUUAUUCUGUUAGUGGUGCUAUUCAAUUAAGUCGAUCCUCCUCAUCGGAAAGUGUUGAUGAAGCGGAUGUGGUACUAAAUCGAUUAAAACGAAGAAUAUUUAAAAACAAGACAAGAGAAAAGCAUCGCAAACAAUACGUAUAUCAAAACCAGAGUAGAAGAGUUAGUGAUAGCGAGACAAAACCGUGGCGCUAUGAUGCCGGCGGGGCCGACUUGAGGUCCCGCCACGCUAUGGGCUCCAACAUCAGCCAGCACUCGUCUAAAGGUCUCAAGGGCCGACGGGCAAGGUCUAGCGGAGAUCUCUGCAAUGGCGACGCUAAAAGUCAAACCGAGUCUUCAGUAUGUGGGUCCGUGGUGGGUGACGUCAUGGGAUGGAACAGGUCCCUGCCGAAUCAUCUUGAUGGCAACCGCCACCUAGCGGAUUACAGUCGUGUCAACAACAACUAUGGAGAACUCGGGACGUAUAAUCGAUGUCAAAAAGGCGGGCGGGGAUUGCGGUACAGAGUCUCAAAAUCAGGAUCAGAUGCGGAACCAGUAUGGAAGCUGCAAGACUCUCAGUUCGACCAGGGCUACGGGUCGGAGCGGUCGCCAGAAGAGGAAUACGUGGCGCCUCUGCCCCUCGCUCCCCUCGCCGCCGCAGCCUCCCUGGAGGAGUAUGAGGCGGAACUACGCAACCUCUACCCAUUUAUCACCGAGGACAACACAUUCACCGUGGUGGUUGAGAAGGACGGACGAGGUCUAGGCAUGUCGGUGUGCGGCGGGGCAGGGCUGGUGCGCAUCCGACGCCUGUACCCGCCGCAGCCCGCCUGGCGUACCGGUCGACUGGCGCCCAGGGACCUCCUGCUCGCAGCUAACGGUGUGCCUCUAGCCGGUCUUAGUACCUACGAAGCACUGGAGGUGCUAAGAACAGCGGCGACGCGUGUUGAGCUGCGCGUGUGCCGACCGCCUAGUGACGCGCUGGAGAGCCUGACGCCGCCCGACCCGCCGACGCCACCCGUCCGCACACCUCACCCACCACAUCUACCGCCGCUCGACCCCCUCAACUGCCAUCCCUUACAUGCUCGGCUAUCUCAAACAACUAGUAGCGCGACCACAUCGUCUUCAGAAGGCCGGGGCAGGCGGGAGGUGAGCCCUGAACCUGACAGGCGGGAUCUACAUCUCCCAGACUUGGACAAGCCGCUGCCUGUAUACGAUAUACAGUAUGGAGAAUUCGAUAUAGUGAUGACGAAGGUGAAUGGAUCCCUGGGCUUCACGUUGCGAAAGGAGGACCACAGUGCACUGGGGCACUACGUCCGUGCGUUGGUCCGGGAACCUGCGCUCAGCGACGGCAGGAUACAGCCAGGGGACAGAAUCGUCGCGGUGAAUGACACGCCGAUGUCCAACAUGUCACACACGGAGGCUGUGUCAUUUCUGCGCGCGUGCGGCGCGGACGUGCGCCUGCGACUAUACCGCGACCACGCCGCCACGCCUCUCUCGCCCGUCUCGCCUAAGGAUGAUGGACCCACUGACUCCGACCCACCACUCAACAGGCCUAAACCACCAUUGAGACCAGAAGCAGUAUCAAUGCUAUGCGACCUGGCAGCGCGGCGACUGACGCCGGAUGCGGCUGACGGCGCGCGCUCGCCCUGUCUCUCCCCGCGCAAAUUCCGCAAGCUCACUAAAGACAACAACCACUACGAACAACCCACUGAUGGCCCAAGUACGGACAUAAAGCUUGAGACACACUAUCCGCUAGUCGAUACCGUCGACGGUACGGUGAGCGAUUACAAGCAGCAACAGCUGCCACAACUGCAACAGUUACAACAGCUGCCGCAGCGUACUGCUACACUCACCAGCCCCACAGCCCCGCCCACUUGUAGGAAACAAAAGUUGAGUCUGACAGUGCCUCCUCAUGGUUACGAGUUAAAUAACCUGGACAACGAUACCCUGGACGCGCCGAACGUGUACCAGGAGGACAUAAGACCGAGGUACACGGAGGCAGUGUUCCCAGUCGACUCGGACGAGCCUGUAUCAAUGCCGGUGGAAUUGUCGAGUGAUGAAGCGCGCUUCAAGCAUUCCAGUCCAGCGUACCAGAGCGCUGUGCUGACUUCUAGCAGCGAAGUCGCCUCAGAUGGAUACAAAGACGAUGGAAAUGGUUUAAAGAAAUGGAAAGGCGUCGCUCUGUCGCCCGACAAUGAACGGAAGAUGAUACCUGAAACACAGCCGAAACCUAAAGUUAUGGAUGUUGCGCAAAAAGAAAACGUCAAACCUGGACCGCCUCAAGAAAACGUUAACAAUGAACCGACGAUAGUUACAGUGGAACUGAACCGGGGCUGGAACAGUCGGCUGGGGUUCAGUGUGCAGAGCCACCCGGAGUCUGGUCAGAGCUACAUCUCCGCUGUGUACAGUGACAGUGUGGCCGCGCGUGAUGGCCGCCUGCGUCCCGGCGACGUCAUACUGCAGGUGAACGAUGAAAAUGUAACAUCAAUGAAGACACCAGAAGUGAUAGACUUACUGAGAAUACUCCGAGGCUCGAUCUGCAUCACCGUACUACGUCCUCCCAGCUCUAAAUAAACUCAUACCCAAUACAAGCAUAAGGCGACUAAGAUAUAAAUUAUAAUCACGUAACAAUUCAAAAUGAUUAUUCUUAGCACAGAGAAGCACUAAAAUAUUGCUUGAACAACACAAGCCAUAUAUUUGAACACAUUAUUAGUUUAAAUAAUGAGAUUAUUGAUAAAGACAUAGCAUCGUUAUAUUAAAAAAUGUAAUUGAAUUCUAAAAAGGACUUUUAAUAGAUUAAAGUAUAACACGAUUCAAACUUUAUGGCCGCUUGUGGUUAACGAACGCAUAUCUUACUAUACCUAAAAUUGUAUUUUAUGCAGUUUCAAGCCGAGCUACUGUAAAGUUUGUAUGGCACUAUGACAGUAAUAUUCGUGUGAUAUAUAGGAAUUAUUAAGACAAUCAUUGGUAAGAUAACACCCGCACAAAUGCUUUAUCUUGAACGCAAAUAACACGUAGUGUGAUUUAUUAAAAUAAGCAAUCAAAUAUCGUUUAAUCGUAGUACAUCUUGUCACCUUCCUUAUUACUUAUGAUGAAAACUUUUAACUUACCACAAUGUAUUAAAAGUUCCUAUAACAAAUUCAUUUACGUCAUCUAGUUGUUUUUUUUUAAUUCACACUAAAUUGCUUUCUAACUUACUAUAUUGUGGAAUUGAUCUCUUAAAGAGUCUCGUAAAAAUUAUAAAAAAAAACAUUAGCUUAUAAAAAAAUAAUUAUGAUACAAUUUUAUGUCUUUGGUCAAAUAACACCUAUAAUAAAAAAUCAUAGCAUUAAAAACGUUCAGAAUAUAGAUAAGAAAAAAAAUUAAGAAUCACAUGCCUAUUUUCCUAUUGGAAAAGAUUUGCGUUUGAUGUCUAUAAAAUAAUUAUAAUUUUAAAAAUAAAAAUUAUAAAAAGUCGAAA